AUGGGGCUGGUUCGCCAUCACGCGUUGCUUAGCCGCACAAGGCUGUUUGUUAAGAAGGACGUCGACCCCUCCCUCAUUUCCACGACGGAGGCAGUGAAGCGAUGGCUGGAGGAAGCGAGCAACGACGGCUGGCUUGUUGUCUACAACAACUACGAUCAUGUCAGAUUCAAGGGCCGCCGCCACGGUACGAAUCAAAGUGUCCAACCUGCCGCUAAGAGCGCGGCUGUCUCCAGCAGGGAAAACGAACCAGAAGCAGCAGAUCCCAUGGCGUACGACAUCCGCCCAUACCUCCCCAAGGCCGACCACGGCGCCGUCAUCAUCACGACUCGAUCCUCAACAGUCAAACUUGGGCAGUUUAUCCGACUGAGAAAACUAGGGGACAUUAAUGACAGCUUAGCAAUACUGGAAUCAACGUCCAACCGUGUCCAUCUCAGCCAAGGCAAGUCGGUCGCCAAAACUAGAAGAAGAAGAAGAAGCAUGAAUCUUGAUGCUUUGGCGCUUGCGCGACGCCUUGACGGUCUGCCGCUUGCUCUCUCAACGGCCGGAGCCUACCUGAACCAAGUGUCGACGACUUAUGCCAAGUAUCUCCAGUUAUAUGACAAUUCAUGGCUGCGUUUGCAGAGAGAGAGUCCGCAACUAUUGGAUUACGACCAAGCGUUAUAUUCUACGUGGGAAGUCUCGUUCAGACAUAUCCAGCAGGAAAACCAAAGUGCAGCCACGCUCCUUCAACUGUGGGCAUACUUGGACAAUGAGGAUGUAUGGUAUGAGCUACUGCGAGAGGGGGCGCUUGAGGGACUGGUUUGGCUACAGGAGAUGACAAAGGAUGAGAUCAACUUUGACGCAGCAAUGAGAGUUCUCUGCGAACAUGGACUUGUGGAGGCAUAUUCUCCUACAAAAGAGUCUGGCAUAGAGUCACAGGGUUACAGUGUGCAUGGAUGCGUCCAUUUAUGGAUGAUACACGUGCUUAACACAAGAGUAGAUGAGGAGGAGAUGGCUUGGAUAGCAAUGAGAUGUGUAGCAUCUUAG
Colletotrichum destructivum is the source of this 1026-nucleotide messenger RNA. RefSeq lists its product as uncharacterized. NCBI's taxonomy places the organism in Eukaryota, Fungi, Ascomycota, Sordariomycetes, Glomerellales, Glomerellaceae. Bases 1 to 1026 code for a protein of 341 amino acids. The record is from RefSeq and is a predicted model, not a curated record. The transcript is spliced from 3 exons.